Molecule: messenger RNA, 1630 nt
Organism: Chrysemys picta bellii (western painted turtle)
Lineage: Eukaryota; Metazoa; Chordata; Testudines; Emydidae
Gene: SAXO5
Product: stabilizer of axonemal microtubules 5
Source: RefSeq, a predicted model, not a curated record
ACAAAGCCCCAGUUGCUUCUGGGCUGCUCUUAUCAUGGCACUGGGGGAGAGCAGGACAGCUCCACGGGAGGAUGUACCCGCAGUUCUGGGAUUGCUGGGAGCUCAUUUCAUUGUAGAGAGUGCAAAUGUUUGCUGUUCAAAAGUGGCUGCUUCUGGGAUGAUGCAGGCUCCUCCUACCAAGGGCCUUACUUGGACAUCUUGUAAGGAACAGUCAGAGAAUAAAGAUCCUUAUCUCCUGUUCCUUCUUAUCUCUUGGAGGCUCUUACUCUUUGUUCUUUAGGAAGGGAACAAGGCAGCGAAGCACCUGAGUCUGAUAUCAUGUCUCUUCCUUUACAGGGGAAAAUGGCAGCCACUGGCCCGUCGUUAAUCCCAGCCCCGCUCACAGGGAUUCCCUUCCUAAAGGCCUCACAUUUUCAGAUAGGGUUUGACCAUAGACCACAGGGAAACGUUGUUGAAUCUCCUUUCCGCACUGAUUUCCCUCCCUUAUGGGGCAGUUACAAACCAGACCCAAUUCUGCUUCCAAACUCCAAGGGUGUUUUGAAUCAGGAUAUGGAUAAAGCCAGGGAAACCUGGUCAGAAACCCACCUGGCAUUUCCAGUGAGAUCCCUGGAACCAAAGCCCAAAGUCUGUCCCCCAGAAUCUCACCUCCAAAUGCAUGCAGAUUCCCAGACCAAAAUUUUCACCUCGACUGCAAGGGAGAGCUACCCUUGGCCAGACGUGACUCUGCAGGGACCAGCCUCCACCAGAGCUGAUUACAAUAAGGAGGAAGAUCAUUUUCCUUGUGGAGACAAAGACAAACUGAAGCUGCUGCCUUCUGUCUAUCGUUUUUCAUACCCAGCGUAUGAGAUAUUUGAGCCCAUUGCCAAAGCGCCAUGUGUGCAUCUGGGAGGAAUUCCCACAAUUAAAGGUGACAGAUGCUCCUACUAUGGCACUUCUUAUCAAGCACAGUUUGAGGGUGGCUGGAUCCCUCCUGUGAAGUCCUGUGGAAAGAGCAAGUCUUCCAUUGUGUUUGGAGACCCCAGGAGCAGUGUCAGUACCAGCGAGGAGAAACAUGCCUACGCUCUCCAGGACACAAGGAACCACAGAGUCUAUGACAAAGAAUGUGCUGCCUUCCAAAUACACAAGACGAACAUCAAGCCAGGGGAUGGGCGCACCAGAUUCUUUACUGUGACACUGGAGUCGUUCCCACGGCGGGAGCUAGCCCCCGUGAAAGUUACGUGUCUAAGCAAACAGACUUCAUCGAUCCCUAAAGGCGACGAAGACCUUGAGAGGAGUCGGGAGCGUGUGACCACCACCACUAACCGAUUCUUCCACACCCAGGUCUGUGCCCUGCCUUUCACCUUUCAGCAGCAGCUAUCACGGAACAGCGCUGUGUUCUAAAGAUCACUGAAUGUGCCACAGGACCAGAGCUGCUUCCUGCUGCAGGCUGGGGUCUCUAAAGGACACUCUGUCCUUGCUCACUCGUAACAUUCACGCAUGGCCAGUCUCCUGUCCUAGUCUUUGGGCACAUACCCUAGGAGGCCUGGCUCCUGUUCCGACUGCCACAGUGCACCCUUCGCCAGGGCUCGUGGAGAGCCUCCAGCGAGGCCAACUACAGAGAGCUCAUUCUCCAAAGGCCAGCUGGCGAGAA